Ailuropoda melanoleuca (giant panda) is the source of this 629-nucleotide messenger RNA. RefSeq names its product protein C19orf12 homolog. The transcript has 3 exons. Bases 41 to 451 code for a protein of 136 amino acids. Lineage: Eukaryota; Metazoa; Chordata; Mammalia; Carnivora; Ursidae. The record is from RefSeq and is a predicted model, not a curated record.
GUUCAGAUACUCUGACGCUCAUUAAAACUCUCCCUUUGAAAUGCUUCCUUUGAGGUUCAUGAACAAGCCCCUCUCGGUGGAUGACGUCAUGAAGCUGCUCAUUUCCAUCGCUGAGGAGAGGAAAAUGAAAGAGGACAUUGAGAAGGGCGCGACGAUUGCAGGGUCUGGGGCCUUCAUCGGUGGUCUGGUCGGAGGACCACCCGGAAUAGCUGCGGGGGGGGCUGUCGGGGGUCUGUUAGGUGCAUCAACGACCAAUGGACAGCGUAAGCCCAUUCCUCAGAUGAUAACAGAGCUGCCGCCUGAUAAGAAGCAAAAGCUGUAUAAUGAAGCCACCGCCAUCCUCGGGGACCUGGAGUGGAUGGACCCCAAGGAGCUGACCAAGCAGGUCAUGGACAAUGAGACCAUGAAGCAGCAGCUGCUGGCCCUGCUGGAAAAGUUCCUCGAAGGCUAAGGUAAUACCAGCCUGGUACUUAGAAGACUUCAGAUGGUACAAAUGGAAAAGCAAGGCUUCCUGCAGCAUGAACUCCAGCCCCAGGCCCUUCCUCAGAGACAGCCAGUCUACCGAUUUCUUGUGCAUUCCUUAACUCGGUUUUUAUUUAGUCAUUGAAAACAAUUCACUUCCUUUUAUU